Aspergillus candidus is the source of this 1613-nucleotide messenger RNA. RefSeq lists its product as uncharacterized. The record is from RefSeq and is a predicted model, not a curated record. Lineage: Eukaryota; Fungi; Ascomycota; Eurotiomycetes; Eurotiales; Aspergillaceae. The transcript is spliced from 5 exons. The coding region runs from base 473 to 1063 and encodes 196 amino acids.
GUUUCUGCAGGCUUAGUUUUACCGCGGUUGGAGUCGCCUUCAGAGGAUUUACGGGAAUCAUCUACUUGAGUAAGAAGAUAGGUAGCUGAGGUUCCUAAGAUAUCUGUGAUUGGGGAUUCAUGUUUGAAUCAUGACCGAGACAGCCUUGUUAAGCGCUAAGAAGAAUCAUGGGCCAUAUGAUAUUCGACUCAGUCGCUGGAAAGUUCACCGUGAUUGAAAGGUGCCUGUGUUUCCUCUUUGUCUCGCAGCAUGGAUACGGUCAUGCAUCUCAACCACUAACCUAGGCAUGGUUUGUGGCUAUGCCCAUGCAUGAUGUUCUCCGUUCCACGAGCCAUGUCCAAAGCGUGCAGAUGCUCCGUUCGUGUCUUUUCGCUGGCAAUUUCCAGGCGUCCGGUUCUAUGUUUUAUUAUCUUCUUGAUUUCUGUAUUCUCUGCUACUAUUCUUUUCUUAUUUUCUCUUCUCAUAGGUUGGAAUGAUACACGAGAGCAGAUUAUGUCAUAGUGCCUGCAGAAACUCCGCCACACUGACCGUGGCGGACGUGGCAGGUGACAGCCGCUCCAGUGAGGCGCAGCAAUCGGUCAUCACCGAAGGAGCGACAAGGAUAAAUUUCUCCCCGGUCAAUAUCCACACCGUGGCAAUUUCAAUGGUGUUGAAAGUUGUGAUGUGUCGUGUCGCAUUGCGUCUCUACGGAGUUGACCAGGCUGACGACGCGUGGAGCCUUGUCUACCGACCUGCUGACAGAGCCGGCGUCAACCGACGAUAUUCUCGGAAAUCGAUCAACUCGCGAAUCUGCCAUCCACCCAUUCAACCAACCUUUGUCUUCUCCCGUCUCCAUCCCCGAGAGUACACUACAUGCGCUGCAUGUAUCAACAUGUGUUGCCGGGCGCAUAUGGAGUCUUUCUCCCAUGUAUCACCUGAUCAUAGGCAUAGGCUGCCAUAUUUCUGUUGGUUCGGCUUGUCGCUGGUGGGGCGCCGCACGGCAGUCGAUGGCAUGUUGGACGUGCAGUCGUGCAGUGACUUUGCAAGAGAUCCCCAGUCUUUUUCAACCGAGCUGGGUCGCUAACUGUUCUAAAUAUGCCUCGUGUGGCCAGGUCACGGGAUACACUGGCCUUGCUUACCUCAGAUUCGUGUUAUCCACCAUGCUUACACCCCCAUGUUAUAUACACAGCGCUGGGACCUUAUUGUGCUAGGAGAGUAUAAAAGCCCUAAGUCAACAAGUUCGAGUUGCGUUCAAAUGGCUAUCCGCUUCUAGAAAGUCCAGAGAUGACCAUCGACGAGGCUCAGUCCAAUCGCAGAUCGUAACAGGGAUCUCAGCUGUAGCGCUCGACCGGGCUCUCUGAUCGGCGGGCGAAUACCAGGCCAGGACAGCCUUUUGUUCAGCUUCCCAAGAGCAUUUUAGCUCCAUCUUCCGACUCCUCCAUGAUUCAUCAGCUGCGACUCACCUCUCGCAUGGUUAUGAACUGAAGUACGAGUCAAUCAGUCGUUUCACUUUGAGUCUGUCUCAUGGCCUAUCCAAAAUCUGUCUGGACGAACUAAUGCCGCCCAGGGGACGCUCUUCAACUGAUAGACUGUCUAGAACGGACAAUAUUGCCUGUAUAAUAGCAAGAGCAAAC